AUCCUUGGGCAGUGAGCUCUGUGCACGUCUAAGAAUCUCUUGUUGUUUCCACAAGUUUUAAUUUUGAUUAUUCUUCAGGAGGAAAAGCCUUUCUGCCAUGAAGGAUCACUUCUUGGGAUGUGGAUUGGAGACGAUGCGAUUCCGUGUACCCCUAGAAUAGCAAAAGGGCGAUCUAGAACAAAAGUGAAUAACACAAGAGGCCUUCGACUGAAAAACAAAGAGGAGGAGCUUAUGAAAUUGGCCAAACAGUUUGAUAAAAACCUAACAGAGGCCACCCAGGAGCAAGAUGCUCCUUACCAUGAUUGUACCCGUCUUCCAUCCGAUGCAAAGGUGUCACUCGAAUGUCAAGGCGAUGCACAGAUGAAGCGUCUUGGAAGACGUCCUCAGAUGGAUGCGGCGUUGCCCUUUGGAGUGGUUAAGGAGAAUGCGGAGACAGCUGAGCACUGUGAACAUAACAGUCAGAAGCUCGUAGAUCUUGAUGCAGAAGUAGCACUGAAUGCCCUUUUUGAUUGCUCUCCCCAGAAGUUCAGCGGCGAGUUGAGCCAGGGUUCUUCGAACAGCAGCUUUCACGAUAGCCAAAAUGCAAAAGAGCUCACCUCAAAGGAAACAGCAGGAAGAUCUCAUGGUUCUGUGACUGCAGGUGUUCCGCAAAGAUACAGCUCAGCUCCUGCUUUAAACUGUAGGGGACCAGUUACGGGUGAAAAAGCUAAAAAGGUGCUUGUACAAACCAUUCAAAGUGCAGCUAUUCCUACGACGGACACGGCUGUCUCUAGUAACAUUGUUAGCGAUGACUUGGAGGACUGGGGCACUGACCUGUUGUCAGAUGAUUCUUUUGUGAUGCAGAUCACUCAAAAUCCAGAACUGAUGGGUCCUCCCCAAAAGGCCUCCCCUAGUACUUUUCAGGACAGCUGUAAACCCAUGGGGAAAACAAUACAUUUGGACAGACCGAACAGUCCUGGCUGUGCCUUUUUAAAAUCCCGGAGCGACGUUGCAGCAUCACUCGCUUUACAAAAACAAAGCCAUGAAUUAGGGGUGCCGAAGUCUGUUCUUCCACAGGGUGAUUUCCGUUCAGAAAACAACAUCAGUUCCAUUUCAAAAAGUGGCCAGAACACAACUUCGUUGGGCAAUUCUGUUCCAGUGAAGCCUGAAAAUAAAAGUGUGACAGAAGGGUUUACUCAGCUGAAGGGUGUGAGCGUUCCUGCAAAAAAAGCUGCUCCUGUUGCAGUGCAUCCUAACCUCCCUAAACCACUUGUUGGAAAAUCCAGAAGUAGCACGUCCAGUAUUUACAGUGACACCUUUACUGCUUUCACUAGCUCAAAGCCUAAUAACCAGCAGGAAGUGGCUGGACAAACCUCUUCCGAUCCCUGUCAAACAGGAUCGUCCAAGAAACCCCCGCCGUCGUGUGGUGACUGGAAUGAGCCUCGACUCUCGGAGGAAGUUUUAGACUUGUUCUGUGAAUCCGACAGUCUUUGGGGGGCGAACUGCGAGGACGACGACUUGUUGUAUCGAGUGUGUGAUCACGUGGAGAAAAGUACUCUGAGCCAAGACGUUGCGAAAGAGAAUGUGAAAGCUACGUUGGCCGUGGUGAGCGCUGCCAAGCCGGAGGUGAAUCCCAGCCUCCUGGGACUGAAGCCAGGACUAGCUAGUUGCCCGCAACCCCAGAAGAGCAGGAAAACCUUUUCCUUGCACGCUCCACUUACCGCUGUGGCACUACUGAAGAAUGAGAAUUCUGCAGACCCUUACAUUCAGCGCAGCUGUGCGUCCUUUAAAAACAAGAGCGCGAACAGCCAUUCGGGGAAACUGUGCAGGUCGAAUUUGGUGUCUGACAAAACUGGAGCUUCUGGAAUGGACUCAAUCCCAAUGUCAGACAUAUCGCUGAACACUAACAACACGUCCUGGCAGAACGCCCCUUGGAAUGUGGGGAGGACACAGAGCAUCGGUAGCUGUAGUCCAGCAUCUAAUGAAAAGUCAAAAUACGCCUUCAAAAAGACAGGUAGUUCCCAAGCCCUCAUGUUGGGUCGUAACAGCAUCACCGGGGGGAGCCUAGGUGGAGGCCCCUUGGCUUUGGGGGAAAGCAAGAACGGACCAAACAUCCUGCCGCACACAGCAGUACAAGCAGAUCCAAAGACCGCUUUUAAGAGGCACUUCUCAGACUCUUCUGCACACUCAGAAACAGAGCAACAAAGUCGGAAGUGUUCUCAAGAAGAAAUUGCGAGGAAAAGGCAAGAAGCUCUCGAACGGAGAAAAUGUAAAAUGCAAGUGUCGCUCAAAAAUGCAGCACCCACAUGAGUGUGAGCUGGAAGAAUCGUUGGCAUCGGAAUCCCAAGGAAGACUCUUAAUUGGGGUUUUAUAGUUACCUUCACUCCCCAUGCACCUGUCUUGCUGCUUCUGGGAAAUACCAGUGUUGAUCCUGUCAGCAAGAAGCUGCUUCUUUUAGUUCUUUUUAAAAAAAAACUCAAAAAUUAUAUUUUACAGCUGUGAAUGAAACCCUGUUCACAGGAAAGCAGUCUAGCAAAAUGGCAUAAAUCCCACAUAGGGUUUCGGCAGAUGCAAGGGAUUUCUGGCCACAGAGGGUUUACUGUCCCCACUUUCUACCCCUUCCCAAAAUAGCACCUGAAUUAAGGUUUGUGCCCUCCCAGAAGCAGCAUGGGGGGAUUUGAAGAUUUGCAGUGGGAAGGGGAAACGGCAGAAGUCAUUUCUGUUUUUUCCCACAAAAGUAACCUGUGGAGGCCAAGCCUCCGUUUCAGUAUUUUGUCACUCAGAGUAACAGUACAGCAGAUACCUGCCCUCUCAGAGAUAAUACUAUGGCAGUUCCUACUUCAGGCUGCAUAAAAGUUCUCAAGUUUUUGUUUUUUAAUUAGGUUUGGAUGGUAGCUCUCUCUUCCUAUCAAGUUGCCUGCCCUAGCUUUGCAUCUGCUAUUCCAUGUGGUGGAGUUCAGUCUAUCUCAGUAACUAUUCUGACCCUCGCGAUGAGCAGCCACAAAGCCACCGAAUCAAAUCAUGGCAGCAGUUCCCAGGUUGACCUCAUUUUUCAUUUUUGCACAUCAGCAGCACUGAACGACCUAUCUGGCUUAUAAAUUCUGAGGCUACAGUAGACCACACCAGGGUUGUCUAGAAUUUAUUUAUCUGUGUACAUGAUGUAUAUUUUGUAAAUCAUGAUUAAAAUUGCAGCUUCUUAUGCAACAAUAUUCA
This is a messenger RNA of Sphaerodactylus townsendi, 3192 nucleotides long. It is a transcript of the gene ETAA1, whose product is annotated as ETAA1 activator of ATR kinase. The transcript has 3 exons. NCBI's taxonomy places the organism in Eukaryota, Metazoa, Chordata, Lepidosauria, Squamata, Sphaerodactylidae. The record is from RefSeq and is a predicted model, not a curated record. The coding region runs from base 118 to 2289 and encodes 723 amino acids.